This is a messenger RNA of Tarenaya hassleriana, 999 nucleotides long. RefSeq lists its product as uncharacterized. The transcript has a single exon. Bases 124 to 759 code for a protein of 211 amino acids. Lineage: Eukaryota; Viridiplantae; Streptophyta; Magnoliopsida; Brassicales; Cleomaceae. The record is from RefSeq and is a predicted model, not a curated record.
UAUUUUCUUUUUAAUAAGAAUAGCGAGUAAAAAAUACAAAGUUUUUUCUCGACAAUAUGAUCCUUUAAAAUAAGAAGCGAGCAAAGUAUAAAAGGAUAGGGCAGAGGAAGUCAGAAAGGCCAAAUGGAUCCUCCCGGAAACCCGACCCGACGAUCUGGCCCGGCCAACUUACCGGCGCCGACGCGACGACGAACAUUCUCGUCUAUAUCGUCGUGCUCCUCCAGCUCCGUCGUAUUUCCCAGCGACUCUCCCCUGAAUUCUCCGGCGACUCCUCUCCGUCUCCUCGGCGUUCCCUUCUCCUGGGAACAACUUCCCGGCAAACCCAAGGAACCUUAUAUCGUAAACCUCCGCCGCAUGAACAACGAACCCAUCAAUCUAUUGCCUCUCCCUCCUCAUCGGAGUUUUUACUUUCAGACCACCGGAAAACAUCGUCAUCCCAGUUCGCGAAAGAAAAAUAUUACUAAUUCGCCGGUGAAAGAUCCCUUCACGGCGGCCCUUGUGGAGUGUUCUAAAGAAGACGAGGGUGAGGACGAGGACGAAGGUGAUGUGGAUGAGAAUUCUCGGAGGAGGUUCGGUCGGAAAAUGAAUGGCGGAUCGAGCAAGGCCUUGUCGAAGGGUAUUGUCGGGGAAAGAUUCGGGUUAGUGGAUCUAUACGGUUCUUGUAGACGAACUUGUGCCGUCUCGGAGUCCAUUGUUCAUCUGACGAGGUCUUCAGGAGCUUCUUCUUACCAUCAUCUUCCUCAUUGUCGCCGUGGCUGAGUUCCCAGAUUUGAUCCAAUCCUCUAAUUGCUAUAAUUUCCUGGUUUGGUUUGUUUUUUUUCUUUUAUAUGUUCUUUCCAGGUUUUUUUAUUUAUAAAGUAUCAUUUUAUCGGUUUGUAUAUUUCGAUCAUUUAGAUCCGAGAUCGCCGAAAAUACGUGUAAUCUAUAUUACAUAAAUGAUAACUUGUGUAUAAUACAACCGUAUAUUAACCUUAUAUAUGUACGAACGCAUGUAUUGUA